AUGGAUGGCAGUCAUGAAGAUGAACAAUCGGAGCUCACAAUCUGUAAAACGGAAAUAAAUCUUGAUGAGACACAUGCAUCAAGUAUUCAUACCGAUGAGGAACCCUUCAAGAGCAGUAAUUUGGAAGCCCACGAACCGGAGCACACAGAAAAUUCGUUCACGUGCGACGUAUGCGGCAAGAAGUUCAAACGUAAAUCCAGCGUGAAAGUUCACAUAGCGGCGGUGCACUCAAACAAACCACUGUUCAAAUGUGAUCUUUGCCCUAAAGAGUUCGCCUAUAAAACAAGCUUACAAAGCCACAUGGUAGUGCACAGCAAUGUAAAACCGUUCGAGUGCAACAUCUGCGACAAAAGAUUUUGCAGUAGUUCCAAGCUCGCGACGCACACUCGCACCCAUACCGGUGAAAAACCUCACGAGUGUGACGUGUGCGGGAAAGGGUUCGUUCAAAAAAUUCAGCUUCGCACGCACCGGUUCGUCCAUUCGAGCGAACGACCCUUCAAGUGCAAGUUAUGUGAAAAAAGCUUCAGCUCACCGUUUUACCUUAGGGAUCACGAGCGGAGAUAUCACGACACCCAACGCCAAUGGUACAGCUGCGAUGUGUGUGGAAAAAUCUGUCCGACCGGCAAAGAUCGUGAAAUGCAUGCGAAAGUUCACCGUGGUGAGGAACCGUACAAGUGUGCUACUUGCGGCAAAAACUUUGCCAGUUCCUCUUACUUGCAAGCCCAUCAGAGGCGUCACACCGGGGAAGAUCUGUGGAAGUGCGAGUACUGCGAAAGGGAGUUUCUGUUCAAAAACGUUUUGCGGCGCCACAUGGAAAUACACAAAACCCUGCCCACGGGUCAGCGUUGGCGCAAUGCAUGUGACAUUUGCGGUAAAACAUUCGUCCGCGAAGCGGGCUUGCAAAGUCACAUGGCAGCCCACACGGGGGAGGCAUCGUUCGACUGCAACAUUUGCGAUAAGGCUUUUGUGCGCAAGAUAGACUACAAACGGCAUAUGGUGGAGCACGGGUUCGGACUGUCGCACCAGUGCAGCAUCUGCGGGAAGGUAUUUCUCUCCCAUCACAGUCUGGAGGUUCACAGUCGCAUGCACACCGGUGAAAAACCCUUCACCUGUGACGUGUGUGGAAAGGCCUUCGGCCACAAGCACACCCGAGACCGGCACGUGCUGCAGCAUAACUUUCAAACGUUCUGAAAAACAACGAGCAAAUGUGGGCGAAGGAAAU
Sabethes cyaneus is the source of this 1222-nucleotide messenger RNA. RefSeq names its product zinc finger protein 431-like. The record is from RefSeq and is a predicted model, not a curated record. Gene Ontology annotation, biological process: regulation of transcription by RNA polymerase II. Gene Ontology annotation, molecular function: DNA-binding transcription factor activity, RNA polymerase II-specific; RNA polymerase II cis-regulatory region sequence-specific DNA binding. The transcript has a single exon. The coding region runs from base 1 to 1191 and encodes 396 amino acids. Lineage: Eukaryota; Metazoa; Arthropoda; Insecta; Diptera; Culicidae.